AUGAGGAUCCCAACCUCAAGCACAUUCCAUCGCACCGUUCCACAGUCCACUCUCCUGCUCAGACGUCCUCAAUCAACCGUUCCAAUUUCUCGGCCGUCUACGCAACCCACAUCUCAAUCCCAAAAUGAAACUGAGCCUGAACCUCAAUCCCGAUCCCAACAAGACAUCCAAUCCAAACGCAACGCCCAACAAGCCCGCACGACGAUUGACCGUCAAUCCUACGAAUACACCAACUCGGGCACCGACGAUGCCGUCGCCGCCCAAGACACGUCUUACACCCCAAACACCGGCUCCACCAGCAACCCGGGCGAAGCAAUCGCUCAAGCGGCAGAAGAACUACAACAGCAAUCACAGCCGCCUGUCUCUACGGCCGCCACGUCCACGCACUCACAAGCACAAGCACAAUCUCAAGCAGGCGUGAAGUUCAAUCCCCUGGAAGUCUCGCCUGCCAACACGGCCAUCUCGAGCACGACAUCGGAAUACGAGGGAGGUGGCUCCACCGUCGUCGCCCACGGCGGAGAGCACCUCCCCAACCAGGCUCCCCCAAAGACAUACAUGGGCACAACCACGCACAAGAGCAAGAGCAAGAGUGCGAGCGUGAUAUCGAAGACGAGCGAGAAGAAAGUCUUUGCCGGAAAAGAUACCAGAAAGGAUGUCCGGCCCGGGGCUGAGCAGCGCGAAGUUGAGGAGGGAAAGGGUAGAGGGCCUAUAUUACGUCCGGGGCCGAGGUGA
Molecule: messenger RNA, 732 nt
Organism: Cladophialophora carrionii CBS 160.54
Lineage: Eukaryota; Fungi; Ascomycota; Eurotiomycetes; Chaetothyriales; Herpotrichiellaceae
Exons: 1
Coding region: 1-732 (243 amino acids)
Source: RefSeq, a predicted model, not a curated record